AUCUCUCUCUAUCGCUUCGAGAUGCGCUAGCCUCUCCCAAACGGCCAACAAGCCCGCUCGUGCACUGUCACGCAGCUUGCCGCUUGCGUCCCCGCUCGCAGAACGUGAGUUCAUGGUGCUACUCCGCUCGCGUCCUGUCUUUUCGGGCCUCUAGCGGAGCCUACCGGAAUAGCUCCAUGCUCACGUUGGUCAUGGCGGUUGCAGGACGCAGCUAUGCCACAGAAGCGGGCGAGAAGGCCGGCCAGAUCAAGGCCAUCAUCGGUGCCGUCGUCGACGUCCACUUUGAUGGCGACAUCCUGCCGCCCAUCUUCAACGCGCUCAACGUCAUGACGAGCGACGGCAAGCGCGCAGUCGUCUGUGAGGUUGCACAGCAUCUCGGUGAGAACACCGUCCGCACGAUCGCCAUGGACGGCACAGAGGGUCUCGUCCGCGGUCAGAAAGUCAUCGAUACCGGCGCUCCCAUCACGAUCCCCGUCGGCCCAGAGUGCCUCGGUCGCAUCAUGAACGUCAUCGGAGAGCCCAUUGACGAGCGUGGUCCCAUCAAGGGCAAGACAACCCGCCCGAUCCAUGCCGAACCGCCCGUGUUUACCGAUCAGUCCACGACAGCGGAGGUGCUCGAGACGGGCAUCAAGGUCGUCGACUUGCUCGCUCCCUACGCAAGAGGUGGCAAGAUUGGUCUCUUUGGCGGUGCAGGUGUCGGCAAGACUGUGCUCAUUCAGGAACUCAUCAACAACAUCGCAAAGGCCCACGGUGGCUACUCUGUCUUCACCGGUGUCGGUGAGCGAACGCGCGAGGGCAACGAUCUCUACCAUGAAAUGAUCGAGACCGGUGUCAUCCAGCUCGACAAUGACAAGUCAAAGGUCGCUCUCGUGUUCGGCCAGAUGAACGAACCUCCCGGAGCUCGCGCUCGUGUGGCGCUGACCGGCCUCACGAUUGCCGAAUACUUCCGGGACGAUGAGGGUCAGGACGUGUUGCUCUUCAUUGACAACAUCUUUAGAUUCACGCAAGCCGGUUCAGAAGUGUCUGCCCUGCUCGGUCGUAUCCCUUCUGCUGUCGGUUACCAGCCCACGCUGGCGACAGACAUGGGAGGCAUGCAAGAGCGUAUCACAACCACCAAGAAGGGAUCCAUUACGUCUGUGCAAGCCGUCUACGUGCCGGCAGACGACCUGACUGAUCCUGCGCCCGCUACAACCUUUGCGCAUCUAGACGCCACGACUGUGCUCGAGCGAUCGAUUGCAGAACUCGGUAUCUACCCCGCCGUCGACCCGCUGAACUCGAAGUCGCGCAUGCUUGACCCUCGUAUCGUCGGUCAAGAACACUACGACAUUGCCACAGCUGUCCAGCGUCUGCUGCAAGACUACAAGGGCCUGCAAGACAUCAUCGCCAUUCUCGGUCUCGACGAGUUGAGCGAAGAGGACAAGAUCACCGUCGAACGUGCUCGCAAAGUGCAGCGAUUCAUGUCGCAGCCUUUCGCCGUCGCUGAAGUCUUCACCGGUAUCGAAGGUCGUCUCGUCUCGCUCAAGGACUCCAUCAAGAGCUUCAAGCAGAUCCUGGCUGGCGACCACGACUCGCUGCCUGAGAACGCGUUCUACAUGGCCGGCGAUAUCGAGGAUGUCAAGCAGAAGGCAGAGAAGCAGGCAAAGGAAAUGUCUAACUAGUUGGCAAAGCUGUGCCACCUCUUAGCAAUUGUCAAAGCGAUGCAACUUGAUGGUGCUAUCAG
Messenger RNA from Mixia osmundae IAM 14324, 1720 nucleotides. RefSeq lists its product as uncharacterized. The transcript has 5 exons. The record is from RefSeq and is a predicted model, not a curated record. Gene Ontology annotation, biological process: proton motive force-driven mitochondrial ATP synthesis; proton transmembrane transport. NCBI's taxonomy places the organism in Eukaryota, Fungi, Basidiomycota, Mixiomycetes, Mixiales, Mixiaceae. Gene Ontology annotation, molecular function: ATP binding; proton-transporting ATP synthase activity, rotational mechanism; ATP hydrolysis activity. The coding region runs from base 192 to 1658 and encodes 488 amino acids.